UUCCGACGGGUGCGGCCGCAUCCUGCGCGAGGAACCAAGCGACCCGAGGGGGGGAGCCGCUUGGGACGCGGCGCAAAAUCCCCUCUUCUUGGGAGACUCGGCUCUGUGUGAGUAGGAAAUGGCCUUGGCAGACCCCGCCGGUGGCAGUGCCCAACCCGGCUCAGACUUCCUGGAGAUUGUGGAGCUGAACGUUGGCGGUCAAGUCUACCUGACUCGCCGCAGCACUCUGCUGAGCGUCCCUAACUCGUUGCUCUGGGAGAUGUUUGCCCACAACGGUGCCCGGCCCUUGGCCCGCGACAGCAAGAACCGCGUCUUCAUCGACCGAGACGGUUUCCUCUUCCGCUACAUCCUCGACUACAUGAGAGACCGGUGCCUCGUGCUGCCGGAAAACUUCCCGGAGAGGGGCCGGCUGCGGCGCGAAGCCGAGUACUUCCAACUCCCUGAGCUGGCCCGGACAUUGGCGCCCAAAACCGGCCAGCAGGACUCAGACGAGGAGGGCCAAAGUGACUCCGAGGAUCUUUCCCCUGGGCCUGACGCCCCGGGAAUCUUGCCUGACGGACAAAGCACAAGGAUACCCGGCUUCAUCACCAUCGCCUACCGGGGCUCGUAUGCCCUGGGCCGGGAUGGCCAAGCAGACGCCAAAUUUCGCCGGGUGGCAAGGAUCACGGUCUGCGGCAAGACAGCACUGGCCAGGGAGGUCUUCGGUGAGGCGCUAAACGAGAGUCGGGACCCCGACCGGGCGCCGGGGCGCUACACGUCUCGCUACUACCUCAAGUUCACAUUCCUGGAGCAAGCCUUUGACCGGCUGGCCGGCGCCGGGUUCCAGAUGGUGGCCAGCAAUUCGACGGGGACCUGCACCGUCGAGCCGGCGGACGGCAAGAUCUGGACCUCGUACGCCGAAUACGUCUUCUACCGUCCUCCGGCUUGUCAGGAUUCCCAAAAGGUGUCAGGAGAACACCCCCAUUUCCCAGCCUCUGGCUCAGCGUGGCUCAGCUGCCUUCUGCAGCACCGGUGGGAACAGAGAAGGACGUCCGGAAAAGCCUCGCCUCUUCCUCUGAGCCCAUUUUGGACCUCCGGACAGAUGCAGCAUCCGUGCUUCCAGCGUCCACCAUCCCCACCAGCACCACACCAACCGCCCCGCCAACUGCCACGGAGCACCCCCCCACCGCCACCCUCAAAAGAUCCCCCGUGCUGCCAGCCGGGGCCACCACUGAACCGGCCCCACCAGACCUACCCCAGAGCUCCAAGGAGGCCGCCCAGGAGAGACCUUUCUCUUCCGCCAACUUCUCCCCCGACCCAGAUCCGGCUUUGCCCCCUCCUCCGGAUCAAGACCCCCUCCCGGAAACCAGGGGAUCUUGGGGGUCCUUGCCGUGGCCGGAGGCCCCUGAAGAGUGCGGCCCGCCCCGGCCCACCACCUUGGACUUCUCCAAGCCCCUCCAGAAGCUGGAGGAGGCGAAGCAGGUGGGCGUUGAGGAGAACGGGCUGGAGCGUGGCCCGCCGCCUCCCGGCGAAGAGAGGAAGGCUCUGCAGUUGGAGCUGGGCAAAUGCAUUGAGGACUUUCGGAGAAUCCGAGUGCCUGCCUCGUUCCCCAACAAAAAACGGGCGUGGCAAAGCGAGCUGCUCCAGAAAUACCAGCUCUGAGGGACUCUCGUGGAUCCAUCAAACGGAAGCAAUCAUCAAUGGACCGUACUAUAAAAUAAAGGAGACAGUUGUAGAUGAGAAAAAUAAAAAUGGAUUUCCCCCCCUGACCUGCAGUGGUGAUAGUCGUUGUUUGGAUGGGGGGCUUUGAUCCAUUUCCGCAGUAAUGCCAUCCAUCCAUUCGGAGCUGAACCGGGUUCCGCACAGUCGCGAAAACAAACCGAAAAAGCGGCAAACUGAAUCUGCUCCGGAAGUCUGUUUGACGUCCGAAAUGUUCAGAAGCCGAGACGCAGAUUCCAGUUGGCACAGGCACCCCAGAAAGGACCACCAACAGCUGCGUCGGACUUUCAGCUUCCAAAAAACGUCCAGAAACCAGAACACUUACUUCUGGGUUUUGGGCAUUUGGGAACCAGGGUGUUUGGGUACCAAGGCGCUUGGGAACCAGGGUGUUUGGGUACCAAGACAUUUGGAAACCAGGGCGUUUGCUACCAAGGCGUUUGGGUACCAAGGCAUUUGGGAACCAGGGUGUUUGGGAACCAAGACGUUUAGAAACCAGGGUGUUUGGGAACCAAGGUGUUUGGGAACCAGGGUGCUUGGGAACCAGGGCUGAUGCGGUCGAUGUUUGUUGGAAGUAUGAAGGUUAUCGUCUCUGGCAUGCAGAGCAUCCCUGGGUGUGUUCGCAGGAAUGCAUUUCGGAUUAAUUUGAUUUUCCGGUCCAUUGUGAUUCCCUCCAUGCUCCCGCCCCACAGCGCAUUGUCCCAGCAUGUUGGUUGUGGCCAAGACAGUCUGCCAAGGGAAAUGCUGUUGUUGUUGUACUGUUAAAGGCUGUAUUUUGCAGCUUCAUUGCUUUCCA
Molecule: messenger RNA, 2491 nt
Organism: Podarcis muralis (Common wall lizard)
Lineage: Eukaryota; Metazoa; Chordata; Lepidosauria; Squamata; Lacertidae
Product: BTB/POZ domain-containing protein KCTD16-like
Biological process (GO): regulation of G protein-coupled receptor signaling pathway; protein homooligomerization
Cellular component (GO): signaling receptor complex
Molecular function (GO): protein binding
Source: RefSeq, a predicted model, not a curated record